Messenger RNA from Pangasianodon hypophthalmus (striped catfish), 3159 nucleotides. It is a transcript of the gene gfi1ab, whose product is annotated as growth factor independent 1A transcription repressor b. Gene Ontology annotation, cellular component: nucleus. The transcript is spliced from 7 exons. Bases 482 to 1636 code for a protein of 384 amino acids. NCBI's taxonomy places the organism in Eukaryota, Metazoa, Chordata, Actinopteri, Siluriformes, Pangasiidae. The record is from RefSeq and is a predicted model, not a curated record.
GCAAACUGGCUUGUUUUGACAAAUCAUUUUCGAGUCUUGUCUGUAUUCUUCAUGUGACAAAUUAUGAAAUGAUGUUAGAUAAGGAAGUUUCUUAUGCUUUCUCUGAGCUGUUUUAUCAUUUCCAGGCCUAUUAAUAGUUGGAUAUGAAGUGCGCUCAGUUUUAUUUUAGUGCUCUGACCUGUAAUGAAUGUGUAGUAGUCUGUGUCAGGUUCAAAUCUCUGCUAUACAAUAAUGAUAACGUGUUCUUAAAAAAAAAAGAGCGCUGUUGUCAUGACGACUGUGCAACCCUGAGCCGCUAAACGAAACGUGUUACGAAUAACGUUUUCAGGAAGUUAUGCUGUCUGUCACAGCUCAGAGUGAAACACAGGCCGGCAUGGCGGAGGUGUAGACUCACAGCACCGGCGUUACAGACACAGCCGAGGCUUCAGGAUCACACAAACACGGGAUCACAGGAAAAAAGGAUAUAGUGAAGAACAGAAAAAUGCCUCGGUCUUUCUUGGUGAAGAGCAAAAAGGCUCACAGCUACCACCAGCCGCGGAGUUUAGAGGACAACUACAACAGACUCGAGACCAUUUUAGCUCAUAUCUGCGCAGACAGUACGAGUGCAGAAGCAGGGGAGGUGUGUGUGGAUGAAUGCAGUAGAGAGGCGGUGGAAGUGUUAGCGCUCGCGGACUCCGCCGCUGCUGCCUCGCGCUCUCCUCUCAGCAGCAGCAGCAGUGUGUGUGAGCGCUCUUCAGACUAUGAGGACAGCUGGAGGCCUCCAUCACCCUCUGCAUCACCAGACUCUGAAAAGUCAUUUUCACCGGGUGCUGAUGAAACCCAGCCGUUUGCGGUGCCCUUCGAGCCAUGGAGCAACAGCUAUUCAGGGUCUGAGAUGAGACAGCUGGUCCGGCAGAACUUUAAUCACCAUCGUCCUUCCCUAAAUUAUUAUGGAGAAAGAGUGAUUGGAUCUUCUCUUUUUGGUGAAAGGGGAUCUAGCACGAGUAUUUAUGGCAAUUAUGAGUCGACUACAAACCUAUUUGAGCGGCCUGCUGCUGCCCCUGGACUGUAUGUAGACAGGGAAAUUCAUAGACCUGAGAUAAAAACAGACACAGCCGGGCUGUGCACUCGCCUCGUGUUGAAUGGAGCCUUCAAGUGCAUCAAAUGCAGCAAGGUGUUCUCUACUCCACAUGGUCUGGAAGUACAUGUCCGGAGGUCCCAUAGUGGAACGAGACCCUUCGCUUGUGACAUUUGUGGGAAAACUUUUGGACAUGCAGUCAGCCUGGAACAGCACAGAUCUGUUCAUUCUCAAGAGAGGAGUUUUGAUUGUAAAAUUUGCGGGAAAACUUUCAAAAGAUCCUCUACUCUGUCUACACACCUUCUCAUCCAUUCCGAUACGAGGCCUUACCCGUGCCAGUACUGCGGCAAGAGGUUUCAUCAGAAAUCAGACAUGAAGAAACACACAUUUAUUCACACAGGAGAGAAGCCUCACAAAUGUCAAGUAUGCGGCAAAGCUUUCAGUCAGAGUUCAAAUUUGAUAACACACAGCCGAAAGCACACUGGUUUUAAACCUUUUGGUUGUGACUUGUGUGGAAAAGGCUUCCAGCGCAAAGUGGACUUGAGGAGACACAAGGAGACGCAACACGGACUGAAAUGAGGAAUGAAUCAGCUUCUAGAAAAUUUCCAGUCAACAAUCUCUGGACAGUUGGUUGCCUUACCAAGUGCUGACCUGCAUCACUGUAAAAUCUCCAGGGCUGAAUUAAAGCAGGCCUAACUGCUCACUUAAUGGAACCUAGUGUAGUCUGCAAUUAACAUGACCAUAUUAGCAUGAGGUUACUCGACCUCUUUAGUUCUGAUCCAUUUACAACAAUUUUGGCUGAGGUCCUUUUAACCCUAUACAGAGUCUGUGCGUCCACGAAGCCUAGGUACACUCUCACAAAUAAAGGUACCAAACUGUACUUUUACCUUGUGGAUGUGAUGGUACCAUAAAGGAUAAGUCUUUCCUAGCUUUAGUUUUUACCUGAGACGAUGCAGGUGGCAUAGUGUUAAUCAGCUUUCAGAGUAAAGCUUUAAAAGUAUGUCAGCGGUACUUAAGGUCCAGUUGUGCACCUUUGUUACCAUAUUGAUGUUUCCAGGUUGUAUACCAAAGGUGCAAAGGAUGACAUCAGAUAAUCAUGCCGAUGACAAAGAAAAGUAUAGUUUGGUACCUGUAUUUUUGAGAAUGUAGGUGUUAAUUCUACACUGGGAAUUUUUGUAGUAGGCCAUGGGUCUAUAAGCUGACAGGGGAUUCCCAAGCAAGUGUUUAUAGUGUAGGCUAAAGAGAUUUCCAUGAUUUUAAUGUUUCCAAAAUGCUGUUUGUGCUUUGUGUAGCCUAAAUCGUGAGUCAGAAGUCACCCAGCAGGUCUGGCAGGAUUGGGCAAGAUGCACAGCAAAAUCCCAAGUGUGGAUUGAAAUCAGAGUUGAAUAACUACCACUUUGAAUUAAUACCUACUACACUGAAUUACCACUUCCACCGUUUAUUUGUGUCCUGCUUUACGUUUAGAAACCCGGGUUAGUUGUUCACCACUGGGGCUUUAGCUGUGGGAUGAUAUGGUGUAGGCUUAAGACCAUAUCAGGAGUGCUUUACUCAAACCAAUACCACAAGGGCGGUGCUACAGAAACCCAAAAUAUUAUCACCAAAACAGUCCAGGAGGCAGUAGAGUUAGUAACGGCCGCGGGAAAGGACACAGCUAUCAGAGGCAACAUCAGCUGAGCUGCAGGAAAUCAGCGCUGCUCACAGUGACGCCAUGCUGCUCCUCUGCUGGCAAAACACGCACUACAAUAACCACGAGAUUUAAUCCAAACCCAGACUGUUUGUGUAGUACACUGUAGAAACCUCGACUGAUUUGUUGACUUCACAAAUAUUUUUCCACUCUUUCAACUCGCCUACCCAGACGUGUUUGUCCUCUCCGUUUCUAUUAUUAUUAUUAUUAUUAUUAUUAUUAUUAUUAUUAUUUUACAUACAUUUGCACAUGGGUUAGACAGGUUGGACCCUGCAACUCACCUGCAGUUUAAACCUUUUAAGCUUAUUUAAAUAUAUAACAUGCUGAAAUAUUUGUUUUUAACCAUAAACCUUAUUUAUUUAUAAUUACAAUUAUUAUUUGGCUGAAUUAAAAUGAUUAAAAGCAAUACUUGACUUAU